This is a messenger RNA of Anneissia japonica, 3149 nucleotides long. RefSeq names its product glucose-6-phosphate isomerase-like. Gene Ontology annotation, biological process: glycolytic process; glucose 6-phosphate metabolic process; gluconeogenesis. The record is from RefSeq and is a predicted model, not a curated record. Lineage: Eukaryota; Metazoa; Echinodermata; Crinoidea; Comatulida; Comatulidae. Bases 103 to 1770 code for a protein of 555 amino acids. The transcript has 13 exons. Gene Ontology annotation, molecular function: carbohydrate derivative binding; monosaccharide binding; glucose-6-phosphate isomerase activity. Gene Ontology annotation, cellular component: cytosol.
AGUUCAAACAGCAUCAACUUUUUUAUUUACCAGGGAAGUACUUCUUGGUGCUGCAGCAGAGUUUUUGUGGCUUUAAACUUGUUGGUAAUAUUCGGUUCCAAAAUGACAGAAUCCAGCUUAAAGUUGAAUGCUGACUGGAAAGCAUUGCAAGAAGCCUAUUCUAAAAAUGGAUCAAAAAUGUGCAUGUCAGAUUUAUUCAAGGGUGAUGCAGGGCGUUUUGAGAAAUUCAGCCGAACAGUUCCAACGAAGGAUGGUGAUUUCUUGUUAGAUUUCUCCAAGAACAUUAUUGACGACGACAUCUUUAAUAAGCUCAUCAGCUUAGCCCGCUCAAGAGGUGUUGAGCAGGCAAGGGACAGAAUGUUCAGUGGCGAGAAGAUCAACUUCACUGAGAAUCGUGCCGUGCUGCACACGGCAUUGCGUAACCGAUCAAAUGCACCCAUCAUGGUGGAUAACAAGGACGUCAUGCCUGAUGUGAAUGCUGUACUUGCGAAAAUGAAAGGAUUUACUGAGUCGGUACGGAGUGGAGACUGGAAAGGUUUCACAGGGAAAGCUAUAACUGAUGUUGUCAACAUAGGCAUUGGCGGGUCAGAUUUGGGUCCACUGAUGGUGACCGAGGCCUUGAAGCCAUAUGGAGGACACCUGAAGGUACACUUUGUAUCCAACAUUGAUGGAACACACCUUGCCACUACUUUAAAGAAGCUAGACGCUGAGACUACACUUUUCAUUGUUGCCUCAAAGACAUUUACAACUUUGGAAACCAUAACAAAUGCAACCUCCGCUCGUGAUUGGCUGUUGACAUUUGCUCAAGACAAGUCUGCUGUUGCUAAGCACUUCAUUGCUCUAUCCACAAAUGCAGUCAAAGUUACAGAAUUUGGAAUUGAUGAAAACAACAUGUUCGGUUUUUGGGAUUGGGUUGGUGGUCGUUAUUCCCUGUGGUCGGCUAUUGGCAUGUCCAUUGCCCUCUAUAUUGGAAUGGACAACUUUGAAUCACUGCUAGAGGGUGCACAUUUCAUGGAUAAUCACUUCCGUAAGACACCACUUGAGAACAACAUUCCAGUAAUCCUUGGCAUGCUUGGAGUGUGGUAUCAUAACUUCUUCGGUGCAGAAACUCAUGCACUUUUACCCUAUGAUCAGUACUUGCAUCGGUUCGCUGCAUACUUUCAACAAGGAGACAUGGAAUCAAAUGGGAAGUAUGUGACAAAGGAUGGGAACCGUGCAGACUACACCACCGGUCCAAUAGUGUGGGGUGAACCAGGCACCAAUGGACAACAUGCAUUUUACCAGUUGAUCCACCAAGGAACACGUUUGAUUCCAGCUGAUUUCAUAGCACCCGUGGAGACUCACAACCCAAUCAGUGGAGGUGUACAUCAUGAAAUCUUGCUUGCUAACUUCUUAGCUCAGACAGAAGCACUGAUGAAGGGCAAGUCAAAGGAAGAAGCAUUAGCAGAACUAAAGGCUGCAAACAUGCCGGAGGACAAGAUCAACCACAUACUACCACACAAGGUAUUUGAGGGAAAUAGACCCACCAACUCCAUCAUGUUCCAGAAGUUGACCCCAUUCACACUUGGACUUCUCAUUGUUAUGUAUGAACAUAAGAUAUUCACACAGGGGGUUGUAUGGAAUAUCAACUCAUAUGACCAGUGGGGUGUUGAGCUUGGCAAGCAGCUGGCCAAGAUUAUCCAACCAGAGUUGAAAGGUUCUGACCCUGUGACUUCCCAUGAUGCUUCCACCAACAGUCUGAUCAACUUCAUCAAAUCUCACCGAAAAUGACUGCAGUCAUCACUAUAGCAACAAUACUAAUCCACCAACGAAAUUGAUUUAUUAUAGAUAUCAUUAUUCAAAAUUAUAACAGCAUUAUAUAUUCAUUAAUAAUAAGAGUUUUUGAUGUGAAUAAUUCUAUUGUUUAGUAGACAGUUUGAUUGAAUAUGACAACUAGAAAUAAUGAAUGAAUAAAUUUUUAAUAUCUGCUUUGGUGUAGCCAUAGAUGCUAUACACAUAUACAAAAUCUACGACAGGGGAAAGCAUAAAAUUGGUGGGUGGGCAACACACACAGGGUCUUUAAUAUAUUUUUGCUGGCCCAACUUUGCUCUUCUGUGAUUUAUUGUAUAGUCAGGGAGGUAUUUUAUACCUCCCUGGUAUAGUUUAAAAUUAAUAUUACUUAUUUUCCAUGUGCUUAAACCAUGGCAUUAUUUCCCAUUCUCCAUGCUUCAACAAAAUCUUAACUUGAAUUUUCGGAACCACUAAAUUUACUUCCACUUACUCAUGAUUUAUUCAUUUUCGCCAGUUCAAUUAUUUAUUAAAACAUCUAACUUCCAGUAAAACAUAUUCCAUAUUUGAUGUGCAAAACAAAGAAGCAAUAUACAGUUCCAUUAAAUGAUAACCAGAAUUGUUUGGUUUUUUUUGUAGUUGUUUAGGCAGAACUGAGUUUGAUAAAAUACUUGCUUUUUUUGGAGCAGGUUUUUGACAUAAAUUGUGGUGGUGAAUUUUGAUAGCCUUUAGUCUUUUUAUUUCGAUAGAAUUUAAUAUUUGUAUAUUUUUGCUAUAGUUAAAGUAGGUAUUAAAUUACAGCAGAAUAUGGACACGAAAAUUAUGACAACCACCGUAUUAUAAUGUUAGACUUAUAAUGUACAUAUUUACUUUCUGUGCCACUGAUGAUAAAUUCCAUUACGAUGCAUUGAUGUUUGAAACUAUCAGGUACACUGCUGGUGAGCAGGGUUGGGGAAUUGGGAGUGUGACCACCUUGUCUAGGGACACAAGCAAAGGGCUGAAUCCCCAAACGAAAUUCAUGUUUCAUGGGAGCAAUUAAUGCACCAAUUAAUUUAAUUUAACCAUAAGGCUGUGGUUCAAAGUACCUUUCAACUAAGCCCAGCCUUUUGGAUAUUGUUUCAAAGAUCUCCACAAGUGAUAUUGAACAUCCAUAUUUAGAGGUGUUGGUAUUUUUUUUAGCAAAAAAUAGAAGUGAAUUGCGCUUCUAUACAUUUAAUUUAAUUUGAACACCAAUUACAUGUUAAUCAGGCCAGAUGAUACUAAUGAAUUAUUGUUCUAGGAAGUAGUUAUCUUGGUCAAGGUCACAACACUUUAUGGGAGUGUUCCAAAUGUGGUAAUGUACUGUUUUUUAUUCAAACCCUAAUAAAUAUAUUAUGAAUCUA